AUUUGCCAAGUAUUUCCACAGAAUCCUGCCAGAUGACGACCCUUCACAGUCCCAUCUACCCCUAGGGCUUCCUUGCUCUCCUGGGUUUGCUAGGAACCUCCUGGAAUCUUCUGGGAUAUUCUCCACUACUGACCAAAGGCUGAAACAGAUUUGCUCCUGUUUGCGGGUCUACUAAUGGAUUGAGAGGGACCCUAGAGAACAUCUAGUCCAACCCUCCUCCUCCAAUGUUACAUCCCAAGAAACAGGCCCAGGAUCACAGAGCCAGGUCCCCCAGCCCCUUUCAGCCCAGUGUCAGCCUCUCAUCUUCAGCAACUGUGCAGACAUCAUUGAGAAAAUUCCCCUUCCUAAAAGAUAAAGUGGUCCUGUCCUCAAGGAGUGAGCACUUUCUUUGACUCUUUAUCUCUGGAACUUUCCUGGUCAUGCAGUUGCUAAUGAGAUCCCAGGUGCUCCGAGGACUUUGGAUUCCCUGGCCAAUCUGUGGUUCCCUUCACCCUCAUCGUAGGCACCUCCUUGCCCGGCCUUUCUCAAGGACAGAGACACCACAAUGGGGAGACUAUGAAAUCCCCAAGGAAUUUAAUUUUGCCAGUGAUGUGAUGGAUCACUGGGCACGUAUGGAGAAGGAGGGCAAAAGAGACCCAUUAAUCCCUGCCCUGUGGUGGGUGAAUGACAAAGGGGAUGAAGUGAAAUGGAACUUCCAGGAACUGGGUGACUUGACCCGACAGGCAGCCAAUGUUUUAACGGAGAACUGCGGCCUGCAGCGGGGAGACCGGCUACUUCUGAUCCUGCCCCGGAUUCCUGACUUGUGGCUGCUGACAGUGGGCUGUAUUCGGGCAGGUGUUGUCCUCCUACCUGGAACGAUCCAGUUGACAGCCAGAGACAUCUUGUAUCGGCUGCAGUCAUCAAAAGCCAAAUGCAUUGUGACCAAUGAAACCUCAGCCCUGGCCGUGGAUUCUGUGGCAUCUGACUGCCCCCAGCUGAAAACCAAGCUUCUAGUAUCCGAGAAGAGCCUUGACGGGUGGCUGGACUUUAAGACGCUGCUUAAAGCCGCAUCUGUGGACCACACUUGUGUAAAGACAAAAAUGCAAGAGCCUAUGACUAUCUUCUUCACCAGUGGAACUACAGGCACACCCAAAAUGGUCCUGCAUACCCCUGGGCUUGCACUGAGAUCAUGUCUCCCAUCCACCAGGCAAGUCCUGAAACUUACAAGUUCUGAUAUCUCAUGGUGCCUGUCAGACCCUGGCUGGAUUUUAUCCUUUGUGGCGUCAGUACUAGAACCUUGGAGCUCAGGAACCUGCAGCUUCAUCCAUCAAAUGCCCCAGUUCAAACCUGAGGCCAUUCUAAAGACUCUCUCCAGAUACCCCAUCACUUACAUGACAGCUGCACCAUCCGUAUAUCGAAUGCUUCUACAAUUGGAUGUUUCCAGUUACAAGUUCCCAACCUUGAAGCAUGCCGCCACUGGUGGUGAUGCACUGUUGCCUGAAGAUUUUGAGAAGUGGAAAAAAGCAACAGGCUUGGCUAUCCAUGAAAUAUAUGGACAGUCAGAAACGGGACUAACUUGUGCAGUGCCCAGGGGAAUAAAGAUCAAGAAAGGCUCCAUGGGGAUAGCUAUUCCACCCUUUGACAUGCAGAUCAUAGAUGAGAAAGGCAAUACCCUUCCCCCAGGGAUAGAAGGGGAAAUGGCCAUCAGGAUCAAACCUACAAGACCCAUCUGCCUAUUCUCUGGCUACGUGGACAAUCCAGAGAAGACUUCCUCAUCAGAACGUGGUGACUUUUAUAUCACAGGUGACAGAGGCACUAUAGAUGAAGACGGCUAUAUAUGGUACCUCGGUCGAGAUGAUGACAUCAUUAAAGCUUCAGGGUACCGGAUUGGUCCCUCUGAAGUUGAAAAUGCUCUGGCAGAACACCCAGCUGUGGCAGAAUCAGCAGUCGUUGGCAGCCAAGACCCACUCCGAGGAGAGGUGGUGAAGGCAUUUGUGGUGCUGACCCCGGAGUUCAGGUCCCAUGACCCUGACAAGCUGGCUCAGGAGCUGCAGCAGCACGUUAAGAAGAUUACUGCCCCCUACAAGUACCCCAGGAAGGGACCGCUCUGUGCUGCAUCCAAAAGAAUGAAAGUAAAGCUGGGUUCUCUAGGGAAACCAUGUCUGCCUUACAAUGUUCAGGUGGGCAAUUCUAAUGAGAAGAAAAUCCUGAUAUACCUGCUUAAAGUAAGAUGCACCCCAACAUUCUUGGGGUCUAUCCUGAAUCAUCACCAAUGGCCACACAGAAGGUCUAAGGGAAUUCUUCCACAUCUGAACCAUGCUCUCCCAACUCUGGCCUCAACAACUGCACCCUGUUUGCCUCAGUUGCCUCAUCUGUAGAAUGAGCUGGAGAAGGAAAUGGCAAACCACUCCAG
Messenger RNA from Phascolarctos cinereus (koala), 2392 nucleotides. Its product is annotated as acyl-coenzyme A synthetase ACSM1, mitochondrial-like. Gene Ontology annotation, cellular component: mitochondrial matrix. NCBI's taxonomy places the organism in Eukaryota, Metazoa, Chordata, Mammalia, Diprotodontia, Phascolarctidae. Gene Ontology annotation, biological process: fatty acid biosynthetic process; acyl-CoA metabolic process. Gene Ontology annotation, molecular function: fatty-acyl-CoA synthase activity; fatty acid ligase activity. The record is from RefSeq and is a predicted model, not a curated record.